Dermacentor silvarum is the source of this 1116-nucleotide messenger RNA. RefSeq names its product neprilysin-1-like. Gene Ontology annotation, cellular component: plasma membrane. The transcript has 8 exons. NCBI's taxonomy places the organism in Eukaryota, Metazoa, Arthropoda, Arachnida, Ixodida, Ixodidae. The coding region runs from base 1 to 1116 and encodes 371 amino acids. Gene Ontology annotation, molecular function: metalloendopeptidase activity. Gene Ontology annotation, biological process: protein processing. The record is from RefSeq and is a predicted model, not a curated record.
AUGGAAGACUUGAAGCUUGGCAUCCGAGGAGCUCAGAACUGUCUCCAGUGCACUGGGUGCACGUUAAAGACCUCCAGCUCCAAGAAGCAACCGGACACGUUCUUCAACACGUGCAUCACCGUUAUCGCCGUGCUGAUUGUCAUCACGCUCAUCUGCAUGGCCAUCAUCAUGAUGAAGUGUUUCUCGCCCACGGACGUCUGUCCUCGCCCGGAGCCGCCCUACAACCCGUACACCAACACGUCACUCUCUUGUGACUCCCAAGAGUGCCAGAACUACGUGAACAUCCUCCGUUCGAGCCAGGUCCCGUCGAUGGAGCCGUGCGAGGAUUUCUACGAGUUCGCCUGCGGCGGUUGGGCCAAGGCCGUCGUCGUGCCCCCCGACGAGGUCACGGCCAGCGUCCACACCCGGCUGCUGCGACGCGUCGAGGACGAGAUCGGAGAGAUCCUGAACAACACCGUGGUGACGUAUCGAUACCAGACGGCAACGCAGAAGGCAGCCGCGCUCUACCAAUCCUGCAUCAACGUCGACAUGCGCAACAGCAAGGGUACGCGUCCGCUGGAGAAGCUGCUGUCGUACGUGGGCCUCUCACGGUGGCCCAUCCUGAACCGGACGGCGAAGUACCCCACCUAUCAGAUCCUGGGACACGUGAUACGUGAGCUGGGACUGGACGCCAUCGUCUCCGUGCGCGUCGGCCUCGACUACUACGACAGCGACCGGUACCUGGUCUACAUCGGCCAGCCGUCGUUCGGCGUGGAGCCGUCGGUGCUGCAGGGCCGGUACCGGUCGCCGUUCUUCCGCAUCCUGCACCGGUACAAGCUGUACAUGUACCGCUGCGCUCUGCUCAUGGGCUCCAACGUGGCGGCCGCCGACGUGGUCAACGAGAUCGUCGCCUUCGAAGCCAAGCUCGCCGCUAUAGUGGAGCAAAAGGAUGUCGUCCACAACCCGAGAAAGGUCUACAACCUCAUGGCCCUGAGAACACUGGAGGGCGCCAUACCCGAGGUAAAGUUCAGACGGCUCAAGCCUCCCCCAACCAACCACUUAGCCCCGUAUUCAUUAACGAGCCUUUACUCGAACCUCUUCUUCGAUUCUGCCAAGUUGAACAUAGCGCCACACUAG